AUGGGGAUACAAGGCUUGAGGAAAGAAGUCACCGAAAGUUUAGUGACAAGGAAAUUAAGUGAUUUAAAACACACCCGGGUUGCUAUAGACGGCUACGCAUUGCUCCAUCGAGGGGCUUAUAAAGAUGCCAAGACACUAUGUGAAGGGAAGGACUCGCAAUUUCUCUCGGAAUACAUUAUGAAGGUCGCGCAAUGUCUGCAAUCAUGUCAAAUCACACCGAUCUUCGUUUUCGACGGUGCGGAGCUCCCGUCGAAGAAAAUGACGGAAGACGAGAGGAAAAAAAGUCGUGACUGUGCACUUGAAAAGGCGAAACAACUUGAAGACUCUGGACUAGUGAAUGACUCUGAGAAGUACUAUAACAAAGCUGUGGAGAUUAAGCCAUGGAUGGCGACUGCAGCGAUCAAAAGUUUGAGAGAAAUAGGGGUGGAGUCUAUAGUUGCGCCGUACGAAGCAGACUCCGAGCUUGGGUAUUUAAGCAAAAUUGGAUAUGUCGACGCAGUGUUAUGUGAAGACAGUGAUUUGAUCGUUCAUGGGUGUAAAAGAGUUUGGUUUGGGUUCAACUUGUCUGAAGAGACUGUGAAGGAGUUUACUAUUGAAAACUUUGCACAUACGGAACUUGGCCAGUUAAGUCGAGAGAAGUUGGUGUAUCUGUGUGUGUUUGCGGGGUGCGAUUACUGCAAGAGUCUCCGAGGAGUUGGCAUCAAGAAGGCGUUAAAGCUUGUGACGUCUGCUGUCGACAUCGAGAAAGUACUUGACAAAAUGGUCAACGAGACUUUCAAAUAUCAAUUCAACGACAACGAGGAGAAGAGAAAAUAUUUGGAGAAUGUCCGUGAUGCGGUAUUCACUUUCAAUUACGCGUAUGUGUACGACCCAAUCAGCGAAAACAUAGUGAACACCAACGAAGUUCCCGAAGACGAGGAAAUGAAUAAAAGAAGGCUUUUGGGUGAACGGAUUGAAGACGACAUUGGAAAGAGGGUUGCCGAAGGAGAGCUUGAUCCCAGUACACACGAAUGUUUUGAUAUGAUGGAAGAGAGUACUUUCAUCGACGGGUCAAUCACUUCGAAAACUGUUGGAGGGUCGAACGGGAAGUUUUUGUAUCAGGAGCCGAGUCUUGUAGGGUAUAACGUUGACCCGGUGAAAAUGAUCGACUGCGAGAGGAUUAUGACGGUUGUUGAGAGGAGCCAAAACAUGAAGAGAAGUUCCAUGAGUUACCACGAAAAUGCAAGCGAGAUUGACGAGAGUGACUUUGAGGCGAUGAGUGUGAUGAGCGCGAAGAGUGCGCCGCCGAGCUAUACGAAAGGGAAGAAGCGAGGGAAAAAGGAGAAGAAGGAAGUGCCUCUAAUGAAGCCAUUGCUAUUCAGUAAAGGGAAAAUGUGUCGAAAGAGUGACGACAAAGCGGAUCAGUUUGAUUGGGGUGUAGACACGAGUGAGUUUAAUAAAGAGUUUCCCGAGUGCACCACAAAGAAGAGAAGUUCGAGCUUCUUGGAGGACAAUUUCAAUUUGGUUGUGCCCGACUUUGAUAUGUAUUAUUUCAUUAAACAGUUACAUUAA
Molecule: messenger RNA, 1551 nt
Organism: Entamoeba invadens IP1
Lineage: Eukaryota; Evosea; Mastigamoebida; Endamoebidae
Product: exodeoxyribonuclease, putative
Exons: 1
Coding region: 1-1551 (516 amino acids)
Molecular function (GO): metal ion binding; DNA binding; 5'-flap endonuclease activity
Source: RefSeq, a predicted model, not a curated record